GGGAAACAGCAUCUCAAGACCAAAGAUUUGCCAAGUUGCACCAUCUCAGAGUCUUCUAGAGGAGGAAGAACCAUCCUGUCAACCAGCCUCGCCAUGGAUGAUCACUGCUGCACAAAGUCCACCAGAGUACCAAUAUGGUAUUGUGGGCCACCAGCACACCAGCCAUCUGCCACCACUAAAGCAGCAUGUGCCUCAAAUUGUUCAUUCACUACCAGGCUUGCAGAACCUGUAUGCAAAAACAGGCCACAGCAUCAUAAAGUCUCAUCCACCACAACAAGCAAAGGCAUGGCAACCAACAGCACCUCUUAUGGAGCCUUCCAUGGCUUCUGAUGAACAUGCUUUCAUGGCCAAAGGAUGGAGAGAUGGGGUUGCCCACCAGUAUUCCAACCCCAGUUGGGGAGGGCGCCAUGGCGCAGGCUCCAACCAUCAGAGAAACAUGGGAGGAUUUCUUCCAGCGCAGACAGUCCUUACUCACCAAGUAAACAAGAAGCGUCAAGCCCAGCAGAGGAACUUUAGAGAGAGGCGAGCAAAACAACGAAUAUUUUACACCUCCACUGUUAAAGGAAUCGACGAGGAACCACAAAGAAUCCGACUGGUAUCCAGGCCAACCCAAAGGGACAUCUUCUGGGAUGAGGUAAAGGGACAGAGUCUGGAUCCUAAAGAGCUCCAGCAGCCCAGUCCGCCGGUGACAGUUCCAGGCUUAGGAGAAGAAGCGGCUAGAAGAUCUGAACCAGACACACUUCCACACAUCAAAGACAGAAGGUGUGGAAGUGUGGUGCAGGGUAACUCGUGGACUUUCUCCUGGAACAUGUCUGGAAGUCUAACAAACUUUGACAGAGGUCAGAUCAGUCCUGUGCAAACAGCAGGCUACAUGACACAGCAGAAAAACAUACCCCGGCAAAAGCAAACGCAUGGAGUGUACUGGAGGAUAGAUGGGGACAUAAAUAGCAGCUUGGGACAGCCAGUGAAAGAUGCAGAGAGUGCAUGAGGGAGAUGGUUAAGAUUGCUGAACAGGUGAAUUCUGUUCACCAGGUAUGGAACAGAAGGGGACAAACAGAUAUUUAUAUGGAUUUAGGGAAGGGUGAUACAAAUAUAUGUAACAUACUAUCAUCCUUGAGGAAUUUUCCUUAUCCUGUUAUUUAGGAUCAACUUGCUAGUAUGCUGAGAUACAGUAUUUACAGGGCCAAAAGGUUUGGGAACUAUAUUGUUAAUGCAGCUGGCUGUACAAUAAAAUAAAUCUAAAUAAAGAAAGUAAUUAUCAGAAAAAGUGCUGAACAACUUAGAUCAUUUGUCUGUUAAAGCAGAAAUUUGGUAAAACUUGUAAUCUAGAAAAUUCUACUUCCAGUCUACAUGGAUAAAGUGUUGCAAAAUAGGGCUAGUUCCAGUCAAAUAUUAGAAACCUUAAAUGCAACUACAUACCAUCUGAAGAGCAGACAUAGCAAUGACCAAUUGUUAAACUUCAGUAUUUGCCCCAAUGUGUACAAUUUGGGAGGGAAUCAUUCUGGUGAUAUGAUUUAGGGCACAGCUGGGCACAAACUAACACAGGGCAGAAUGUAACAUAUAUUUUGUACUUGAACAUGCUUUUAGUCAUGUUCUCGUAUUCCACAUCGUCCACACAUUUUGACAACAAUCAGAGAAGAUAUUUCCCAAGAUUUGCCUUGAAGUUUUUCAUCAUAAGUGUUUUAUGAAUAUGGAGUUGUGUUCAAGUCACAGAAUUCACAGUUAUGUCAUGUGAAUCAUCCUCUUGAUGGUUGUUAUAUAGCACUGUUUUAAAACACGUGUAAAUUAGGUUAGUUAAUUAGGGGUUAGUUGUAAUGCGGUGUUACAAUUAAGCCUCCCCAAAUAAACAAUGGGAGAAUUCUGUAUCCUAUGAGCAAAUUUAAAACGGUUCAUUUCUGAAAGGUUUGUUUAUGCACAAAUGAAUUAAAACUGUACCAUAGAUGUAAUGUAAAUAAAAUAUAUUUAAAUUUUAUCAUGUUAUUAUUUGUUUCUCUACUUAUAAGUAAACAAAUUCAACAAAUUCUAACAUUCAACAGCCCCUUUUCACUUAUUACAUUCAUUCUGAUUAAUUUAUUUUUAUAUAUUUAAUUCGGGAAGCUAAUCUGGUUCAGAACUGUGAGGUUAGUUGUGAUGUUUGAACUCAGUCUACAGUCAUUUGCGGCAGAAAUGUGUAGGUGGCUUGCAUACAAAUUAUAUAUGUUAAUCUUGCUCAAAUACAUUUAAUAUUAUUUAGCACAAGCCAACAGGCUGUGCCUUGUUCUUCCCUACUGCUGUAUCACUGACUUAUUAACAGCAAUCAG
This is a messenger RNA of Colossoma macropomum (tambaqui), 2300 nucleotides long. RefSeq lists its product as uncharacterized. Bases 98 to 988 code for a protein of 296 amino acids. The record is from RefSeq and is a predicted model, not a curated record. Lineage: Eukaryota; Metazoa; Chordata; Actinopteri; Characiformes; Serrasalmidae. The transcript has 6 exons.